Messenger RNA from Protopolystoma xenopodis, 597 nucleotides. The record is from the annotation of a GenBank genome assembly. Lineage: Eukaryota; Metazoa; Platyhelminthes; Monogenea; Polystomatidea; Polystomatidae.
AUGAACUCGUCCGAACUCGGCUCGGCCCGGCCCGGGCGGGCCGAUGUUGGGCAGCGUUUAAAGAAGAGUGCGCGAUCGAUCCGCGUAGAGUCGACUUCACACGCCGCCCGCCUCGGCCCGACUCGGCACGAUGCAGUGGCGCGACGUGUCGAACGAGCCGCCGAUCUAAGACCGGCGCAUCCAGAACGCCUCACGCCGCGGCCGACUCGCCCAUCCGCCGCGGCCGCCGACGAGGCCGCCCAGCCGCGGCGCCGAUGGCAGGCCCGGCCGGCGGCUGAGGUGAAAAGGCGCCAACGAACCGUCGGCCAACCCGUCGCUUUCGGCUGCGCUUACGUGGCCCGCGACUCGGCAAUCUGGCGCGGCCGCAGCCAACCGCAGCGCCGGAGGCCCGACAACGUCACAUCUCGCCGUCGCGUCGUUCGGACGUUGACUCCCAUUCUGGCGGCAACGGAGACGGCGACAGCGACAGCGACGGCGACGGCGACGGCGACUGUGACCGCGACGGACAGGUCGAAUUCGGCGUCUCCAACGCGCCGCCAACCGCAUCAGGACGCUUUUCACUCGUUCGCCUACCGGCAGCUGCUGAACAACCAGCGC